UUUGUCACGUUUCAUCAUAGGGGCUCGUGCGUGAUUGUAGUAUAGAGACUGUACUGAUUUGCAGCUCGGUUAUCUUGACCUCGUCCACAGCGAGCCAAAGACAUAGCGAGCGACAACAUGGAGGUAGAAGAAGAUGUUUUGGAUGCGGCAGAGCGCUCUGCGAGGCGUCUCGCAAAGAAGCUGAAGCGCGGGACAACUGGGCCAGCCGCGGCACUCCAAAGCGAUGAAAGCGUUGGAUUGCUAUAUGAUGAGGCCAUUCUUUUGCAUACCGGACCCCAAGACCCCAGCGAGCACCCCGAGCAGCCCGCUCGAGCGACUGUCAUGUGGCGCGUGUUCCAGCAGGCGGGGCUUGCGGAUCGCUGCUGCCGCCUGCCCCCGCGCGAGGCAAUGCGCACGGAGCUGGCUCUCUGCCACACCGAGGAUCACAUCGACCACGUGGAGUUGGCCUCCCAGGCCGCCCGCUCGACCGGCCAGCGCUACCUGGAGGACCACGGCGCCUCGCUGUACUGGACGCCCGGCACCGCGCAGGCGGCGCGCAUGGCGGCCGGGUGCGUCAUACAGGCGGUGCAGGCGGUGCUGAGCGGCGCCGUGAGGCGAGCCAUGGCUGUGGUGCGGCCGCCCGGGCACCACGCGGUGUGCGAGCGGGCCAUGGGGUUCUGCUUCUUCAACAAUGUGGCGGUGGCGGCCAGGGUGGCAUUGCAGCACCCGGGUGUGAGGAGGGUGGCGAUUGUGGACUGGGACGUGCACCACGGCAAUGGCACGCAGGACAUUCUGGAGUCCCGUGCCGACGUGCUGACGCUGUCUCUGCACCGCUACGGCCGCGGCUUCUACCCGGGCACCGGGGCGGCGGCGGAGGUGGGCCGCGGGCCGGGGCGCGGCUUCAACGUCAACGUGCCCUGGACCGCGCCCGACCGCAAGGACGUGGACUACGUGGCCGCCUUCAGCCUGGUUGUGGAGCCGGUGCUGCAGGCCUACGCCCCCGACCUGGUCAUUGUGGCGGCGGGCUUCGACGCGGCGGACGGAGACCCGGUCGGCGAUUGCUCCCUCACGCCGGGCGGCUACGGCUGGAUGACGGAGCGGCUGUUGCGGUUCGCGGGCGGCAAGGUCGUGUUGGCGCUGGAGGGCGGCUACAACACGGGGGUGACAGCCGCCUGCGCCGCCGCCUGCGUUCGCACACUGCUGGAGGGCGCCUCCACCGCACCCCUGCUACCCGACACCCAGCCCGACACAGCCACCAAGCGCAACCUGGAACAGGUGUACAUGACGCAGCGCGCCCAUUGGCCGCUGUGCUGCGCGGCGCAGCGGCCCGCGCGCUCACUGGCAGCGGAGUUCGAGGAGGCGUGGCAGGAAAUGCUGCACCACCUCGCGGCGGAGCGCGCCCGCCUGGGCCGAUUCGCUGAGGUGGCGGCGCUGCGGCGGCGGCUGGCGGCGGCGGAGGAGGCUUUGGCGGCGGCGGCGGCGCAGGCGGCGGAGAUGGCGGCGCUGCGGCGGGCGGCGCGGCGGCAGCGGCACGAGGUGACAGUCCACGAGGGGCGACUGCAGCGGCUGAGGGCGAAGCUGCAGCUGCCGAGCGAUGCGGAGCGGCUGUGGCUGGCUGCCUCCACGGGCGACGUGGAGGAGGUGCGGCGGCUGUUGGAGGGCGGCGGGCUGGACGUCAACGCGGCAGACCAGCAAGGGCUAUCCGCGCUGCACCACGCCGCGGCGGCGGGCGAGGCGGCGGCGGUGCGGCUCCUGCUGGCAGACCCAGACGUGACCGUGGAUGCGCUGGACCAUGGCCGGCUGACGCCGCUACACCACGCCGCGCGCAACGACCACCACCGGGUGGUUCGGCAGCUGGCGGCGGCGGGGGCCAGCCUCACAGCCACCAGCAAGCUGCUGAACACGCCGCUGCACAUGGCCGUCAAGUGGCGGCAGCGGCGGGCCGUGCGGGCGCUGGUGCGCGCGGCGGCGGCGGCGCCCGACCCAGCCGCCACCGCGGCCGCGCUGCUGCGGGCUGCCAACAAGGCCGGACAGACGGCUCUGGCGCAGCUGGAGCGGCGGCCCUCAAGGCGCAUCAGCAAGCACAUGGCCCGACUCGUGGAGCUGACACGGAUAAAGCGGGAGUUGGAGGAGGAGGACGAGGACGAAGAGGAGGACGACGAGUAUGAGGCGGACCAGGAGGAGGACGAGGAGGAGGACGAGGAGGAGGAGGGCCGUGGGCGGGGCGGCGGCAGGGGCAGUGGUGGUGAGAAGGAGGAGGAUGGGUCGGGUUCGGACUCGGACGGAGAUGAUGACUCGGAAGAGGAGGAGGAUUCGGAGGAUGAGGAGGAUGACUCUGACAGUAGCGGCGGCGGUGAGCGGGCGUUGUUGGAGCAGCUGCAGCAACAGGCGCACGCCGUCCAGCGCACUGCCGCCCAGCGCGCCGACGGCGGCGGCGGCGGCGCCGCCGCGGCUGCUGCUGCUGCGGACGCAGGGCACCGGAGCGCUGCCGCCGCCGCCGCCACUGCCGCGGCGUCGCCUUCUGCUGGGGCAGCAGCUGGAGGCGACAGGGGCGUCAAGCGGGCACGGCCCAGCCGCAGCGACGGCGGUGACGACAGCAGCAAUGGCAGCAGCAGCGACGACGACGAGAAGGAGGAAGAGGAGGAUGGUGAUGAGGAUGAUGAGGAUGCGGACUACGCCGCUCCCCGGCGGGGCGAUGGCGGUGGUGGUGGUGGCUCGGAUGACGAUGAUGAUGAUGAAGACGAUGAAGACGAUGAAGACGACGACGACGAGGAGGAGUCCUCAGGCUGAGAUUGAGGAGCAGUUGCGUUUGUUGGCGGUGGUGCAGGGGCGGCGGCAGCCGCUGCGGCUUCUCUGGGGCGGCGCGGUGUGUAUGCGUGCGUGCGUGCGUUGCAAGACUGGUGUGGCUGAGUGUGUGUGUGGGCAGGCCAACGGACUCGGACUCGGAGCAAGGCGCUCAGAUGGCACGAGCAGGAGCCCGCCUGUUGGGCCGCGCAUGAAUGCCAGCGAGGUGCCCACCGCGGCGGGGCUGGGGGCGGGGCGGGGGCGGGGGACACCUGCUGUUGCAUGGCGCUCAGGAGGUGGGGCUGCGUGCAUGGGCGGACAGCAGUGAUGGCGGAGCGAGCUUGGUGUGUUGCACGGUACAGGAAGUAUGGGGUCGGCUGUCCGGGCCGCCCGUCCUGCUGCUCUCACGUGCCUCCAGAAGGUAGGGCGGUGUGGCCAGCUGCUGCUGCGAUACCGGAGGGAACAUUCCUCGGACCUCGGAUGGGGAGUGGCUAGGAAGACUAUGUGCGUACAAUUGUUGCGCCAAUGUAAGACCCGAGAUGU
Messenger RNA from Chlamydomonas reinhardtii, 3306 nucleotides. RefSeq lists its product as uncharacterized. Bases 118 to 2769 code for a protein of 883 amino acids. Gene Ontology annotation, biological process: chromatin organization. The record is from RefSeq and is a predicted model, not a curated record. Gene Ontology annotation, cellular component: histone deacetylase complex. The transcript has 17 exons. Lineage: Eukaryota; Viridiplantae; Chlorophyta; Chlorophyceae; Chlamydomonadales; Chlamydomonadaceae. Gene Ontology annotation, molecular function: protein binding; histone deacetylase activity.